This is a messenger RNA of Rhipicephalus sanguineus (brown dog tick), 986 nucleotides long. RefSeq lists its product as uncharacterized. The transcript has 4 exons. The coding region runs from base 1 to 573 and encodes 190 amino acids. The record is from RefSeq and is a predicted model, not a curated record. Lineage: Eukaryota; Metazoa; Arthropoda; Arachnida; Ixodida; Ixodidae.
AUGAGUCGACUCACUCAGGCUCACUCUGCAGGCUCAGGUGAAGCUGCGUCCCAACUCAAAAGGACGAUAGAGUACUUCUACUACCUGGAGGACACGGUCCAAUCCAUCUGCAAGCAGCGAGACAUUCCCUUGCCACUGGACUACCAGAUCUUCUUGGCCAAUCGAAGCUGCCUGUCGGAGGAGAGCUGCGGGUGUCCCACAGCCCUCGUGAAAAGGGCGGUCGCUUCAAUAGAACUCCCCUACACACAAACGACCCCUAGCGAAAGCAACGAUGCAGUCGUCCCGGACACGGAGUUCCCGCCAGACAUUCCCAGCAGCCUUGAGCCGGAGACGGGUGAAUGGGAACGUUACGGCAUAUCCAAGGAGGAUUGGAUGGCUGCAGGGUCAUCGCAGCAAAACACCCCACAGUCACCCGACCAAUCAGUUCCGACGGUGCCAGAGAAGACCUUCGUGGAAGUCAUCUGCAGUGGCUUCACCUCAACCCCCUUGAUGGAAGCACCCGAAUAUUUCGUCAUCUCUCCCAGUGGCGAUGUGACGUCCUUGGGAAAAUUGCCCUCACAGCCUGAACAUUGAUGCACAUGACGAAAUGUCCAAGUCUACAUUGUAUGCUAAUGGACCUUUUAAUCCUUCCUUCGUAGUGUUUAGCGAGUAUUUUUGUAUGCUGGUGUUUCUACCCACGCUGUCUGUGUACAGAGAGUUGUGUUUUUCUUCUAACAGUUUUAAGGAAUGUUUACACAUAGUUUAUCACUCCUUCAUUUCGUUUUUAAUUGAAAUUUUGUUAUGUGAGAUAACAUUUUUCGUAUGCAUCACCCAUUUAAAUAGUUGUUCAUUAAAAUAUUAGCACUCUGCAUCACUAAUUAAAUGAGUAAUUUGGCUGAUUUAUCUAGGUUCCUAAUUUUAGAAAGGCUGAGACACGUUUUUGCGGUAUUUUUGCUUCACUCGAAAUUACCGUAUUUUCUCGCAUAUAACCCACCCCUGCAUCUAAC